AGUAUUCGUCAAAUUCCCUAAAAUUGUCAUAUCAUUUUCUAACCAAAUAUACAAUCAAUUUAUUGAAUUUCAUAAUUCUAUAACACUAAAAAAAAUGUCUGCAAAAUUAACUAGAGAUCGUAUAGCCGGAAAUGGAAUAGCUUAUAGUGAACAAGCGCUACGAAAUAAUUCUUCAAUUGUAGAAUAUUGCAGAACAUCCAUGGCCGCAUUAUCAGGUUGUACUGCCGGGUUAUUGGGUUUAACUGGGUUAACAGGUGCAAUAUUUUAUUUAAUUACCGUAGUUUUGCUUUGGAUGAUGAUUUUAAUCAAAGCUGGAUCUUCGUUUAAUAAUUAUUUUGUGUCCAGGAGAUCUUUAUUGACAAAUGGAUUUUUUGGACAAUUAUUCACCUACAUUUUGUGUUGGACCUUUUUGUACGGAAUGGUACACGUUUAUUAAUCAAAAGAAAAUAUUUUUAUUUGCUAAAUACUUUUUUUUAUUAUAAUUAAAGAAUAA
This is a messenger RNA of Onthophagus taurus, 493 nucleotides long. It is a transcript of the gene EMC6, whose product is annotated as ER membrane protein complex subunit 6. Gene Ontology annotation, biological process: autophagosome assembly; protein folding in endoplasmic reticulum. Gene Ontology annotation, cellular component: EMC complex; endoplasmic reticulum; membrane. The record is from RefSeq and is a predicted model, not a curated record. NCBI's taxonomy places the organism in Eukaryota, Metazoa, Arthropoda, Insecta, Coleoptera, Scarabaeidae.